Messenger RNA from Gloeophyllum trabeum ATCC 11539, 888 nucleotides. RefSeq names its product ribosomal protein S10. Gene Ontology annotation, cellular component: small ribosomal subunit; mitochondrion; ribosome. The transcript is spliced from 2 exons. Gene Ontology annotation, biological process: translation. The record is from RefSeq and is a predicted model, not a curated record. Lineage: Eukaryota; Fungi; Basidiomycota; Agaricomycetes; Gloeophyllales; Gloeophyllaceae. The coding region runs from base 32 to 796 and encodes 254 amino acids. Gene Ontology annotation, molecular function: structural constituent of ribosome.
CCCGGUUUCUCUGAAGUUGGGGACGCACGGGAUGUUGGCUCUAAAGGCGUGCGCUCGGCCGCGGGGGCUUGCUGCGUUGGUCUCGAGAUGUAGAAGGGGUUAUAGCCUGGAUGCCAUUCCUCAAGGGCCCUCCGAGGCUGAGAGCUCGAAGUCUGGGAGACCCUCGUCAUCGGCAUCAAGCUUAGAGGGCGCAUCCCAGAACUGGCUGCAAAGCCUCACCCACGCCGCCGGCGGAUUCUCCGAGGAGAAAUGGGCGUCCACCGUCGUGCACGGGCGCUCCGUGCACGAGCCGCUCUACCACGCGCGCACGCACGACAUCCCCGUCGCGACCGUGCACUUCCGCUCGUACGCGCCGCCGCUGAUGGACCUUUUCGUGCACUUUGCAUCGCACGCCGCGAGCGCGCUGGGCAUCCCGCUCUCGCGGCCCGUCCAUCUGCCGACGCAGCGGUCGCUCUGGACGGUGCCGCGCAGCCCGUUCGUGCACAAGAAGAGCCAGGAGAACUUUGAGCGCAAGGUGCAUAAAAGGCUCGUGAAGGCGUGGGACGCGGACCCGCAGGUGAUUGAGCGGUGGGUGCGGUAUUUGGAGAGGCAUGCGAUGCCGGGUGUGGGGAUGCGUAUUGUGCGCUGGGAGCGGGCGCCGGUGGGGAUUGGGGAGAAGGUGCUGAAGAAUGCGGUGGAGGGGAUGAGGGUCUCGGACAAGCACAAGAUGCAGGCCCUCGGCGAGCAGAUUGUGAAGAAUGAACUGGCGAGUCAGGGCACCGAGGUCGUGCAGACACCCACAUCUGCGUCUUCGUAGGACCUGUAUCAUAUUAUAGUCCUUCUGUACCUUGAAGGUUUUGUGGCAACUACGUCUGGGACCAAGUCUGGAUUGACCGCACUUGGCAAUCG